Messenger RNA from Quercus lobata, 2308 nucleotides. RefSeq names its product ROP guanine nucleotide exchange factor 5 (gene ROPGEF5). The transcript has 7 exons. The record is from RefSeq and is a predicted model, not a curated record. Gene Ontology annotation, molecular function: guanyl-nucleotide exchange factor activity. Bases 203 to 2002 code for a protein of 599 amino acids. Lineage: Eukaryota; Viridiplantae; Streptophyta; Magnoliopsida; Fagales; Fagaceae.
CCCCAACCCCUCUCAUCUCAUCUUCAUUUCUCAAGGCCUAGUUAGCUAGCUAUCAAUAUUCAAAACCCCAAUACCAUGCUUGAGCUCAUUGAAUUAUUAUAGAACAAAGAUUAAAACUUUAGAACCAACACUUAUUACACUGGCUCAUUUUCUUUACUUGGCUUUUGGGUUUCGAAAACUUGCUUAUUCAAAAAAGGUUCGGAUGGAAACUUCGGUAAAGAAGAGUGAAAAAUCUCAAAAGAGAAAAGAUGGGUCUGGAUCUUUUGGUUCGAGCACUGAGUCUAGAGAGAGCAGUUGUUGCAGAUCGAGCUCAGAGGCCUCGAGUGAGGAAGCGAAAGCAAAAGGGUCUUCUUCGCCGCCUCUGUUGGGUUGGCCUAUCCACAAGGCUGCUCAAGUGAGCAAAAGCUCGGUUCCUGAUGUGGGUGAAGCUGAAAAGAAAGACGAUUCGAAGUUUAAGAAAAUGGGUUCCAAAAAUUCAGAGAUGGAUAUGAUGAAGGAAAGGUUUGCAAAAUUGUUGCUUGGUGAAGACAUGUCAGGGUCUGGAAAAGGAGUUUGCUCAGCAUUAGCUAUCUCAAAUGCCAUUACCAAUCUCUGUGCUACCAUUUUUGGGCAAUUAUGGAGAUUGGAACCCUUGCCUACUGAGAAGAAAUCGAUGUGGCGAAGAGAGAUGGAGUGGCUACUUUGUGUCAGUGAUCACAUUGUUGAACUGAUUCCCAGUUGGCAAACAUUUCCUGAUGGAAGCAAACUUGAGGUCAUGACUUGCAGGCCAAGAUUGGAUAUUUUUAUGAAUCUCCCGGCUCUGCGUAAACUAGACAACAUGCUUCUUGAUAUAUUAGAUAGCUUCACCAGUACGGAGUUUUGGUAUGUUGAUCAAGGUAUAGUAGCCCCAGAUGCAGAUGGGUCAGCCUCUUUUCGCAAAGCACUUCAGAGGCAAGAGGAGAAAUGGUGGCUACCUGUACCCCGUGUCCCUGCUGGUGGAAUCAGCGAAAAUUCGAGAAAACAAUUGCAGCACACACGCGAAUGCACAAAUCAAAUAUUAAAAGCUGCAAUGGCCAUAAACAGCAUAGCUUUAGCAGAUAUGGAAGUUCCUGAGUCAUACUUGGAAGCUCUUCCUAAGAAUGGAAGAGCCUGUCUAGGGGAAGUUAUCUACCGCUACAUCACAUCAGAUCAAUUCUCUGCGGAGUGCCUACUUGAUUGCCUGGACUUAUCCUCAGAACAUGUUGCUCUAGAGAUUGCCAACCGUGUGGAAGCCUCAAUAUAUGUAUGGCGUCGAAGAGCUCACUCUAAUUCUAGACUCCCACCCAAUCCAAACCGCUCCACAGCAAAGUCCUCAUGGGAGCUGGUCAAGGACCUAAUGGUUGAUGGGGACAAGAGGGAAUUUCUGGCAGAAAGAGCUGAGGGCCUCCUGCUUUGCUUGAAGCAGCGGUUCCCUGGUCUAACUCAAACUACUCUUGAUACCAGCAAGAUCCAGUGCAACAAGGAUGUUGGAAAAUCCAUUCUUGAGAGUUAUUCAAGAGUUUUGGAGAGCUUGGCAUUCAAUAUUGUGGCUCGUAUAGAUGAUUUACUCUAUGUAGAUGAUUUGACCAAACAUUCAGAUAGACUUUCAUCGACUCCUACCGUCAGUGUCAUUUCUCAUAAGACAGUUUCAAUCCCAUACUCAGUGUCCGUCUCGAGCACUCCAUACAAAACAACAACGUUUUCCACUCCGAGCUUUUCACCUAUGCCACUCAUUAGCCCUGCCAGGGGAGAGAGAACUCCUUUUCUCAUUAGCAGCAGCAACAACAACAACAACAACAACAACCAAAUCAAGCCUCACCGUCGUGGAUUUGGAGUGAAAAAAGCUUUGACAAAUUAUCUUGGCGUUGACACAAAGGCAAGGAUCUGCGGCAAUCCAAGUGAAACUUUAGCUGCAAAUCCAAAUCAAAGUAACACAGAACGUUUGGGAUAUCAAAAGGAAUCAUCAGCCCAGCAAAAGGGGCCCAAAUAUCGCCAGGAACUCUGAGGUUUUCAGGGUAACAAUGGGGUAAUAAAAUAUGCGGUACAGUCAGAGAACUACAGAAGUUUAUUAUAGAAAGCCUUAUGCUCUAACCAAUUAUUUGUAGUUAUGAGUUGGGGGAGUUUAAUGUAAUGGUUGAAUUGAGUAUCUUUGGUUUCUUCUUUUAGCUUUAAGCAGUUUCUGGUUAUACUAAACCAGUACAUUUAGUUUCGUUAAUUUUUUUUGUUUUGCAUUUCAAUGCAGUUGAAAGCAAUGUAGGCGUGAGAGUGCUUGUUCAAAUAUUGGUUGACUUAACUUCUUUUCUGUAUGUUA